AUUACUUAUAAACAGAAGAUUAUUAAAACCAAACAUCGCAGCGAGUAAUUCGUGAUUCUUCUAGAAACCGGAAGAAUGGGUUGGGUGUGGAGAGACGAGGACGACGCAGACUAUUCCGUUAACUCUACGAACGGUGGAGGUGAUUAUUCCGUUAACUCAUCGAACGGUGGAGGUUGCGCCACGAGGACGGUGGUGAGAUCGCAGUGCAGAACCGAAGAAGUGGAACCUGGAAAGUUCGUUAGAAAGUGCGAGAAAACCGAAGAGGUUCUGAGGAACUGCAUCGGAAAGCCUGUGGAAGUGAUUAAAUCCAACAAAGAGUACACUGAAGAUGAUGUCACAGAGCAGGUGAUGAGAGGGUCUUACCCCUCUGGAUCACUUGAUGCGCCAUUCGAUUUUCCUGGGCUACGCAAUGAUAUUGACUCAAUUGAACAUCACUUCUUUGGUGGGAUCAGCCGCUUUUUUGAAGCAGCUGAAGAUAUGAAGAACCACAUCUUUGAUGCAUUCGGGUAUGACAGUCAAUCUCCACCCUCACCAUAUACUAGGCGAGGGGUGCCAUUUGAAGGCAAUCAAUCUCCAUCCUCACCAUAUAUCAGGCGAGGGGUACCGAUUGAAGGCAGACCUGAGAUGGAAGCCUCUCCUAAACUGAAUCAGCCGGACUCCAAACCUGAAAAUUUUGAUUUCUCUAGUUUAGCUAAAGAUGUUUGAACGUUAUCAUCGACCUUUGAUGUGCCUUCUUUCUUCUUCGGAGUACGGAAAUAUAUUUUAGUCAGCUGUUGUGAUGGUGUUUUCGCUUCAUGUGCAGAAUAGUGACUAGUUAAUGAUAAUAGUAGAUUCAUUUUCUGGGUUUUAUAAUCUUGAUUCAUACAGGCACAUCAAAUCCAUCCUUCUAAUCUAUUAUUUUUAUGGUUA
This is a messenger RNA of Pistacia vera, 909 nucleotides long. RefSeq names its product fra a 1-associated protein. The transcript is spliced from 2 exons. The coding region runs from base 76 to 705 and encodes 209 amino acids. The record is from RefSeq and is a predicted model, not a curated record. Lineage: Eukaryota; Viridiplantae; Streptophyta; Magnoliopsida; Sapindales; Anacardiaceae.